ACACUAAUGGCAGUUUUCGAAGAAUCGGACAGAGUUAACAACACUCCACAGCCCAAUAACUGAAAACUUGUUCCUCUUCGUUGGGUCUCACAGAUUCUUCUGUUCUAUUCUUCUUUACUUUCACGGUCAGUGUCAACUGGCAACCUCUGAAUCUUACAAGCAGUAGCUACAUGUUGGGGUUCAUUUUCUUCUUUAAUUAUCAUGUGGGUAUCCUUUUGUUGGCUGUAUGAUCUUGCUUAAAACCUAAAACCCCAUCUGGUGGUACAACGAUAACAAGUGAAGAGUGUUCUUAAGUUCAAUCACCACUGGGCAUUGGCCGUAAACAAAGAAACAAACCCACUCUUGUUGUUUUUCUGAAUCUGUGUGCUUCAAUUCAUAAGAGGUUUUCUUUUUACCCUUUUCAUCGUUUUACUUUUUAAUUUUUUGUUUCUGUUGAAGGGUUUAUAAUCCUGGCAGUUGUGUUGCUUUUGAGAUUUGAGUUACAGUAGUUGAGGUUAUAUAUAAGUUCUUGUUAGUUUUACUAAUGUCAUCAAUACCAUCCAAAAACAUAUGGAUGAGGAGGCAGCAAUGUCCCUGUGGAGAUUGGAAAUGUUAUAUUACAUAUGAAGGAGAUUGUGAAGAGACGUCAAUGGCGUCCCAGUUGGUAAAGAAUGACACUUUUCAAUCUGAAGCUAUGGUUGCCCCAUAUGUAGGAAUGGUGUUUAAGAGUGAUGAUGAUGCAUUUGACUAUUAUGGAAAUUUUGCUAGGAGAAAUGGGUUUUCUAUUAGGAAAGAAAGGUCUAGAUUGAGCCCUCAAUUGGGUAUUUAUAAACGUGAUUUUGUAUGCUAUAGAUCUGGAUUUGCACCAGCUAGGAAAAAGCCUUCUGGGGAACACCAUAGAGAUAGGAAAUCGGUGCGAUGUGGAUGUGAUGCGAAAAUGUAUUUAUCAAAGGAAGUUGUUGAAGGGGUUUCUCAAUGGUUUGUUGUGCAAUUUAGUAAUGUACAUAAUCAUGAACUUUUGGAAGACGACCAAGUGCGCCUUCUUCCUGCAUACAGGAAAAUUCAUGAGGCAGAUCAGGAGAGAAUUCUAUUGCUUUCAAAAGCUGGGUUUCCAAUACAUCGCAUAGUGAAGGUGCUGGAGUUGGAAAAAGGGAUUCAGGGUGGACAACUGCCUUUUCUGGAGAGGGAUGUAAGGAAUUUUGUUCAAAACCGGAAGAAAAUUGUUCAAGAGAAUGAUGCUUUACUCAGUGAAAAAAGAGAAAAUGAUACCUUGGAACUUCUGGAGGCAUGCAAGGCUACAAAAGAGAUGGAUGAAGAUUUUAUUUAUGAGUAUACAGUUGACGAGAAUGAUAAGAUUGAGAACAUUGCAUGGUCAUAUGGCGACUGUGUUCGUGCAUAUACAUUAUUUGGUGAUGUGAUUUAUUUUGACACUAGUUAUCGCUCCAUCACAUAUGGUAUGCUUUUUGGAGCGUGGUUUGGAAUAGAAAGUAACGGAAAGACCAUAUUCUUCGGUUGUGUUCUAUUGCAGGAAGAAACACCUCGUUCCUUUGUAUGGGCUUUGCAGGCUUUUAUCCGUCUUAUGAAGGGAAAAUGUCCACAGACACUCGUAACUGACCUAGAUAUGGGGCUUAAGGAUGCCAUAUGUAGUGAGUUACCAAACACGAAGCAUGUUAUAUCCAUGUGGAAUAUUUUACCCAAGGUAUACAGUUGGUUUUCUCUUGCAUUUGGCACUCGAUAUGCAGAAUUUAAAUCCAAGUUUGAUGAGUUAUAUCGCAUUGAGAGCACAGAAGAUUUUGAACUUCAAUGGAGUCAAAUGGUUUCCAUGUUUGGACUUGGUUCAGAUAAACACAUUGCUUUGCUCAAUUCCCUCCGUGCAUCGUGGGCUUUAUCCUAUGUGAGGGGUUACUUUCUUGCUCGAAUGGCAACAUCAUCAUAUUCAAAGUCUGUCGAUGCAUUUUUGAAAGGUUUAUGCAAUGCACAAACAUGUUUGCGUAGUUUCUUUGAGCAGGUUGGUGUUUCUGCCAAUUUUCUAAACCAUGCAUGCCGUGAGAUGCAAUAUAUGCUCAUGAAGACAUGCAUCCCUAUUGAAGAGCAAGCACGUAGUAUUUUUACUCCAUUUGCCUUUAAUGCUUUACAACAUGAAUUGAUGUUGGCCAUGCAAUAUGCUUUAUCUGAAAUGGCCGAUGGAUCAUAUCUUGUACAUCACUUCAAGAAGAUGGAUGGAGAGCAUUUGGUCAUAUGGAUUCCAGAAGACGAACAGAUCCACUGUUCCUGUAAGGAAUUUGAUUCUUCAGGGAUAUUGUGCAGACAUGCUCUUCGUGUAUUCAUACAAAAAAACUACUUUCAGCUUCCUGAAAAAUAUUUCCUAAGCAGAUGGCGACAGGAAAGUUCACCAGUUCUUUUCGAUGAUCACUAUGCUCGAAAUAAAGAUGGUGAAUGGCUUCAAGAAUAUCAGUCCCUGACUGAAACUCUUUUCACGGAGUCAUCAAUCACAAAGGAGAGAACUGACUUCGUUCAUGGCGAACUUACAAAAGAAUUGACAAGGCUUCUUAGGGAGGUUAGAGAUAUGCCGGGGAGUGAUGGAGUUGCUUUGCCACUUUCACCAACUGGUUAGAUUGGUGGAAGUUCAUUACGGUACAUGAUCAAAGGUGGUGAAAGAUCCUAUAUACAUGUGCAUUUUCAUUGUUCGCUUGCAUACCUAACGAGAACAAGUUUUGAAUGGAAGAGCUGUUCUAAUGAAGGUAUACAAAAUUAUUCUUAAGGUGAUGCUAGUCAUUCUGUUUUCUGCAUGGAAAGACAACUGAAGGCUGUGAAGAAUGGUUUUGGAUAUCUCAGUCCAGUGUAGAUAGGCAACAACUGAAAAAGAAAUCUAUUGUUUAACGUUUGGAAUGGUUUUUUAAUGUUGUGCUUUUGCAGGAGAUUUGUUUAUUCAUCCAUCUCCUGCCAAGAGGAUCUACCAUAGCUUUUAAGAGACCUCCUCUGACCCUUGGAGUGUGCAGUACAAGCCCAGGGGAGUGGAGAGGGAUCCAGUGAUAAUGAUUAGCAGACAGCCAGUGAUAGUAGAAAGUGUUUCAAUUAUGCCCAAUUUGUUUCCCCAUAUAGAGAAACACUUUUGUUUAGUUAUUGAAGAUAAAUCAAAUUAAGAGUUAUGAA
Messenger RNA from Manihot esculenta (cassava), 3132 nucleotides. Its product is annotated as putative protein FAR1-RELATED SEQUENCE 10. Lineage: Eukaryota; Viridiplantae; Streptophyta; Magnoliopsida; Malpighiales; Euphorbiaceae. Gene Ontology annotation, molecular function: zinc ion binding. Gene Ontology annotation, biological process: regulation of DNA-templated transcription. The record is from RefSeq and is a predicted model, not a curated record. The transcript is spliced from 3 exons. The coding region runs from base 524 to 2593 and encodes 689 amino acids.